ACUGCAGAAGUGUGUUUGGGUCUGAAGGGGAAGAAGAACAAGAAAAAUCAGCAGCAUCAGUAAAUUUAGAUGUCUGUGUCUGGCUCUUAACCUUAUGGACUAGAUUCCUCCUCAGGUGACUUCUUCAGCGUGGGACCCUUUUCUGUUUUUUUGUUUGCUUGCUUUUUUUUUUUCCUGAUCAAGAUGCAGGCACAGGUGGCGUGUAUGCUUCUCCUCUGUUUAACAUGUGGUGCGCUUUGUACAGAUGUUGACCAAGAGCAGCGAGCGCUAGAAGAGGAGCUACUCAGCAGUCUCUUCACUUCCAAGAUGAAACAGAAUAAGCUGAGUGCCCCCUAUUGGCGCGUGUCACUGACCAACCUGUGUAAGAUGAUGAGCGCCCUGCGCCAGGAAUCGUGGAGUGGUGAGGAUGAGGACGAGGAUGGGGGCCUGAGGGAGGGGAGCCUCCAGCUGCUGGAGGAGCUGUACAACUUGCAAAACAUCUGCCGAGUACUGCAGAGCCGGGAGGAGAGGCUACUCCAAGACUCUCUAGAGUAUUCAGAGGAGAACAGCGACACUCCACUGAAACGAAAGUCACCCUACAUAUUGAAGAGGCAAGCAGGGCACAUCACUAAGACUCGGAGGCCGUACAUCUUAAAACGAAGUACAUUUUACUGACAACCAUGCCAGAGCCCACAGCAACAUUUUAAGGGACCAGACCAUAUAUUUUAUGUGAUUGUGUGAGUGUGUUUUUUCUGUCUUCUUGCAGAUGCAAUCUUUUUUUCUUUUCCUGUUCCUUUUUAUCCAGUCAGACCCUCCGAUUGUAUGUCCAACAGUGAGGCCUGUCUUUAAUCUGCUCCUGAAAAUAAAGUCCUU
Messenger RNA from Archocentrus centrarchus (flier cichlid), 852 nucleotides. It is a transcript of the gene nts, whose product is annotated as neurotensin. Gene Ontology annotation, cellular component: extracellular region. Lineage: Eukaryota; Metazoa; Chordata; Actinopteri; Cichliformes; Cichlidae. The transcript has 4 exons. Gene Ontology annotation, molecular function: neuropeptide hormone activity. Bases 184 to 654 code for a protein of 156 amino acids. The record is from RefSeq and is a predicted model, not a curated record.